AUGAUAACGAGAAGUACGGCUUUAAAGAUUUCACAUUUCUCUCUCGCUCUUUCUUUGUCUCUCUUUCUCACUCUUUCUUUGUCUCUCUUUCUCACUCUUUCUUUGUCUCUCUUUCUCACUCUUUCUUUGUCUCUCUUUCUCACUCUCUUUCUCACUCUCUUUCGUAGUCUCUCUUUCGUAGUCUCUCUUUCUCACUCUCUUUCGUAUCUCUCUCUCACUCUCUUUCGUAGUCUUUUUCUUUCUUUUUAUAUUUCCCUCUCUUUCUUUCGUAGUUUCUCUUUCGUAAUCUCUCUCUCUCUCUUUCAUAGCAUCUUUCUCUCACUCUUUUUCUUUCGUAUAUCUUUCCCUCUCUUUCGUAGUUUCUCUUUGGUAAUCUCUCUCUCUCUCUUUCAUAGUAUCUUUCUCUCACUCUUUUUCUUUCGUAGUUUCUCUAUCGUAAUCUCUCUCUCUCUUUCUUAUAUCUUUCUCUCACUCUUUUUCUUUCGUAGUUUCUCUUUCGUAAUAUCUCUCUCUCUCUCUCAGUAUCUUUCCCUCUCUUUCUUUCGUAGUCUCUCUCUCUCUCUUAGUAUCUUUCCCUCUCUUUCUUUCGUAUUUCUCUUUCGUAAUCUCUCUCUCUCUUUCUUAGUAUCUUUCACUCUUUCUUUCGUAGUUUCUUUCGUAAUCUCUCUCUCUCUCUCUCUCUCUCUUUCACACUUUCUUUCUAUCUUUCUGUCACUCUUUUUCUUUCGUAGUUUCUCUUUCGUAAUCUCUCUCUCUCUCGUAGUAUCUUUCUCUCACUCUCUUUCUCUCUUUCUUUCAUUGUCCAUUUCUUUUUGGCUAACUAUUUCUUUCUCUCUAUACACGUCUCCAUCUCUCUCGACCAUGUGUACCCUCUACCGUACACCAUCACUUUCUCCUUUAUAUUCCGCCGAGACCGUUAUCUUCCAUAUCUAUCUCAGUACAUUCAUUAUCUAUAUUUGUACGUUCAUCAUCUAUCACUAUCCAUCCAUUUAUUUCAUUAUGUUCACGAUCUCAGUAAGUGUAUUAUCUAUCUCUCUAUCUUUGUCCAUUGACUAUCUCUCUAGCCAUCAACCAAUCUCGGUUAGGUCCAUUGACUAUCUCUCUAGCCAUCAACCAAUCUCGGUUAGGUCCAUUGACUAUCUCUCUAGCCAUCAACCAAUCUCGGUUAGGUCCAUUGACUAUCUCUCUAGCCAUCAACCAAUCUCGGUUAGGUCCAUUGACUAUCUCUCUAGCCAUCAACCAAUCUCGGUUAGGUCCAUUGACUAUCUCUUUAGCUAUCAACCAAUCUCGGUUAUGUCCAUUGACUAUCUAUAUCUAGCUCAUUAUGUUCAUUAUCUCUGUAACCUUGUCCUUUCAUUAUCUAUUUAUCUAUAUUCCACAUACCACGGUAGGUGA
This is a messenger RNA of Acanthosepion pharaonis, 1395 nucleotides long. The record is from the annotation of a GenBank genome assembly. Lineage: Eukaryota; Metazoa; Mollusca; Cephalopoda; Sepiida; Sepiidae.